AUGUUCAUCGCAGCCUCUCUAGCUCCUGCAGCGGCUCCCACGGACUCCCUGCUAUCGACCCUGCGCGCCUUCACCCGCGCACUCGGAACCCGCCGCUCCCUCCAAGCCGAACUCGAGCAGGCCCUCUCCAGCUUCCUCACCUCGACACCCUCGGCCCUAUCGACCGGCUCAGACGUGCUCGCUGCCCCUUCAGAUUCUCUCGAGGCGGACGCGCCCAGCGCCCAGCCGAACGGAGCGGCGGGACGCUCGACUUGCGCAUCUGAAGCCCUUCGACCUCCGUCUGAGGAAGAACUGCAAGAAGUGUUGCGGAUUGGGUUUGCUGGACUGGUCGAGAUCAAGGAGGAGGUAAAGGUCUUGCAGGCGGCGGUGGAGCGGAGAUGGGAGAGGGCGGAUUUGGCGAGGAUUGUUCGGCGGAUCGAGGGAUGGGAGAGCGAGCGGAUUCGUGCGACUCUCGAGCGGGAUCAGCUACGACGACUACAGUCUCUCCAGCCCGAACUCGACUUUGACUCUUCUAUCGCCGAGAAGAACGCGCUGCGCGACUCGCUCGCUCGGCAAAUACAGGAAGAGGUGCAGGAGGUACAUGCGGAGAUCGCGGAACUAGCGGCGGCGGAAGAAGAAUCUGGGGGAGGAGCGCUUGCAAACGGGCAAUGA
Rhodotorula toruloides NP11 is the source of this 651-nucleotide messenger RNA. RefSeq lists its product as uncharacterized. Lineage: Eukaryota; Fungi; Basidiomycota; Microbotryomycetes; Sporidiobolales; Sporidiobolaceae. The transcript has 3 exons. The record is from RefSeq and is a predicted model, not a curated record. Bases 1 to 651 code for a protein of 216 amino acids.